Messenger RNA from Humulus lupulus (European hop), 2502 nucleotides. RefSeq lists its product as uncharacterized. The transcript has 3 exons. NCBI's taxonomy places the organism in Eukaryota, Viridiplantae, Streptophyta, Magnoliopsida, Rosales, Cannabaceae. The coding region runs from base 1 to 2502 and encodes 833 amino acids. The record is from RefSeq and is a predicted model, not a curated record.
AUGGCGAGAUGCAAGAAGAACAGCCAAAAGCCUGCUUCAGUUUCGACGGUGAUCGCUUCUCCGGUGGUACAAGAGACGAGUGAGGAUAGUAGAAUUGCGAAGGAUUAUGAUGCACCAGAGGAUAUAGAUGAUGAGUUCAAAGACUCGAUGGUGGAUUUCCCAGAUUUUGGUUUGCAAGAUGCUUUAGAUUCUGAAAGGGAUUCGUCUGGUGUUUUGGGGUCUGGAGCGAUUGGGAAGGAUAAGGGUGUUGAUGAGGAUGAUUUUUUGAGCCAGGCUAAAGAUAAGUGGUCCCAGUUUCGUUCCUUGCUGCCUAAUCAGGGAGGGGCCAAACUUACUUUUGAGGAGCCAAUUAUUAAGGAAGGCAUUCGGAUUGCCCAGGUUGAUUUGGAUGAGAUUCAGGUUGAGACUUCUUUCUGGAACUCAGCUGUAGUUUGUAUGGUGCUUGGGGCUAACCCACCAUUCGCAGUUUUUGAGGGAUUUGUUAAAAGGAUUUGGGGUAAACUAGGGAUUGAGAGAAUUGCUAGGCUUAAUUCUGGUCUUACACUCGUUAAGUUCCGUGAUGAUGCCACAAGAGAUUUGUUUUUAGAAGCUGGGGUUAUGCACUUUGAUAGAAAACCAGUGAUAGUGAAGCCUUGGUCAGCUGAUUUGGAUACUCUUGAGGCUGUGAAAACUGUCCCUAUUUGGAUUAGAUUGCCAGGACUGGGUUUGCAAUAUUGGGGUACGAAAUGCUUAAGUGCUCUUGUGAGCACAAUAGGAAACCCACUUCUGGUAGACAAAGUUACUAAGGAAAGGUCGAUGAUGCAAUUUGCUAGAGUGUUAGUUGAAAUUGAGAUCGCUGAGGCUCUCCCUAAAUCUAUUCAGUUCCUUAAUGAGAAAGGGCAAUUAAUGGAACAGCCGCUGGAGUUUGAGUGGCUCCCGACUCAGUGCAGUGGGUGCAAGGUGUUUGGUCAUACAGUUAGUGUGUGUAAAAGGAAGUCUAUUGAGGUUUGGAGGCAGAAAGGCCAUACUGGAAUAGUUGAGACUAAACAAGGUAACACGGAACAACAACCAGUUUCAGAAGAAAAGAAUGUUACUAGUGGAGAAAAGGUUGCUGUCACGAAGGAUUUAGAUGAUAAGGAUUUAGAUGCAGGUCAGAGGAUAUCUCAGUCUCAGGCUCAAGUUAGGAAUGCAGAUCACAUUGAUGUUGCUCCUGAUAGAAAUGUUAAUGUGACAGACAAGCUGGAAUGGAGUGCUCCUAAAAGAGGAGGUGGUCUUAAGAAGGUUAAUAGGAAGAUUCAGAGCAACCUGAGAAACUCUUAUGGUGUUUUGCAGGAUAAGAUUGGUCUUGGAGCUUUUUUGGAGACCAAACUUUAUGGUGAUAAAAUUGGGAAAAUGAUGAGUGCUUCUUUUAAAGGGUGGAACUACUACUCGGGUACUAAUUCGGAGGGUCGUAUUCUGGUUUUGUGGCUGCCUCAGGUGGUGACUGUUGAGAUCCUAAUGGAGAGUGACCAAUUUGUUCACAUAUAUGUUAAAGGGAUUAGUUCUAGUAAAGGUAAUGAUAGAGUGGGUGGUUGUAUUAUCACUGCUGUUGAGUUGGAGGAUGCUCGAAAUUGGAGGGCUUUGGGGUUAGUUGAUGAGCUGCGUUCCAAAGGGUCUCAUUUUACUUGGACUAACAAUCAAGAAAAUGAUAAUAGAAUCUACUCUAAACUGGAUAGAGUGUUUAAAAACGAAGAAUGGCUGGAUUUGUUCCCUCAAGCUGAAGCUUUGUUUAAUUGGGACCUUCUUUCUGAUCAUUGCUACUGUAUCAUCAAAAUGGGAGCUGCUAUUAACAGUGGUCUUAAGCCUUUUAGAUUUUUUAAUAUGUGGACUGAGCAUAGGAGUUUUAAAGACACUGUUUUACAGAGCUGGAAUAAGCCUAUUAAAGGAAGAGGGCUGGUGCGUAUUGUCAGAAAAUUGAGUAGACUUAAGGUUGUUCUAAGCAAGUUCAAUAAACUCGUUGUGGGUGAUGUGGCUAUGCAUUACAAUCUGGCGAAGGAGAAGUUUCAAAAUGCUCAAGGAUUGCUUCAAAGAAAUCCCCACUCGACUGAGUUGCAAAGGGAGGAAGCUCUGGCUGGUGCGUGUCUUGCUUAUCAUUCUAAAGCUUAUGACAGCUUUUUGAGACAAAAAAGCAAGAUUGAUUGGCUGCGAAAUGGGGAUGAUAACACGACUUACUUUCAUGCGUGUUUAAAGCAAAGGAGAGCCAAUAAUUGCAUUACUUCAGUGGUUUCGGAUUCAGGUGAAUUAAUUGAGAACUUUGAAGAUGUUGUGACGCAUUUUGUUCACCAUUUUCAAAAAAUUAUGGGCAGUAGUAGUAAUGCUUCAGUUCCAGUUCAGUCCUCUUAUUUCAGGCUUGGUCAUUGUUUAUCCCUAGAGCAGCAAGUUAAGCUUGUUAGACCAUUCACAAAGAAGGAAGUGAAGGAUGCCUUAUUUAGCAUAAGCUCUAAAAGUCCGGGGCCGGAUGGGUUCGGUUCUGGUUUUUUUUAA